AUGACCACUGCGGCAGCCGCCUGCAGCUUGCUGUUGCUGCAGCUGUGCGGUUGCGUCGCCGUCGCGGCGGCUCUGCCCAUGAAGGGCGGCGGCGGCGGCGAGGGCGCCUACUUGAGGUACAAGGACCCGAAGCAGCCGCUGAGCACGCGGAUCGACGACCUGCUGCGGCGGAUGACGUUGGCGGAGAAGAUCGGGCAGAUGUCGCAGAUCGAGCGGGAGAACGCCACCGCCAACGUCGUCAACAAGUACCUCAUAGGCAGCGUGCUCAGCGGCGGCGGCAGCGUGCCGGCGAAGAACGCGCCGCCGGAGGCGUGGGUGAAGAUGGUGAACGGGAUGCAGAGCGGCGCACUGUCGACGCGCCUCGGGAUCCCCAUCAUCUACGGCAUCGACGCCGUCCACGGCCACGGCAACGUCUACAAGGCCACCAUCUUCCCACACAACAUCGGACUCGGCUGCACCAGGGACCCAGAGCUAGCACAGAGGAUUGGAGCUGCUGUAGCUCUGGAGGUCAGGGCCACCGGCAUCCCCUACGUCUUCGCUCCUUGCGUCGCGGUGUGCAGAGACCCUCGGUGGGGGCGGUGCUACGAGAGCUUCAGCGAGCACCCGGGGGUGGUCCGGAACAUGACCUCCAUCAUCUCCGGGUUCCAGGGCGAGAUCCCGGCGAGCGGCGGCCGCCCCGGCGCGCCAUACGUCGCCGGGCAGCGCAACGUGGCGGCGUGCUCCAAGCACUACGUCGGCGACGGCGGCACCACCAAGGGCUUGAACGAGGGCAACACGGUGGCGUCCUUCCACGAGCUGAUGGCCGUGCACAUGCCGCCCUACUACAACGCCGUCAUCCGGGGCGUCUCCACCGUCAUGGUCUCCUUCUCCAGCUGGAACGGCGUCAAGAUGCACGCCAACCACUUCCUCGUCACCGACCACCUCAAGAACAGGCUCCGCUUUAGGGGCUUCAUCAUCUCGGAUUGGCAAGGGCUUGACAGGAUCACGACCCCAGAUCACGCUGACUACCUUCUGUCCAUCAAGCUGGGCAUCCUCGCCGGAAUUGACAUGGUGAUGAUCCCCUACACGUACACGGAGUUCAUCGACGACCUCACGUUGCUGGUGCAGAACGGCACCAUCCCGAUGAGCCGCAUCGACGACGCCGUCCGCCGUAUCCUCCGGGUCAAAUUCACCAUGGGUCUCUUCGAGAACCCCUACGCCGACACCAGCCUCGUCGGGGAGCUCGGCAAGCAGGAGCACCGCGACCUGGCGCGCGAGGCCGUGCGCAAGUCCCUCGUCCUCCUCAAGAACGGCAAGCCCGGCGCCAAGCCGAUGCUGCCGCUUCCCAAGAAGCUCUCCUACGGCGGCAGCGUCCUGGUCGCCGGCAGCCACGCUGACGAUCUCGGCAGCCAGUGCGGCGGCUGGACCAUCACCUGGCAGGGCCUCACGGGGAACAACCUCACCGCCGGGACCACCAUCCUCGACGGCAUCCUGCGCGCCGUCGCCCCCGGCACCAACGUCGUCUACUCCAAGAACCCCGACGCGGACUUCGUCCAGCAGAACAAGCCCCUGUUCGACUACGCCAUCGUCGUCGUCGGCGAGCCUCCCUACGCCGAGACGUUCGGCGACAACCUGAACCUGACCAUCCCAGCCCCCGGGCCGGACAUCAUCCAGAAUGUUUGCGGCAGCAUCAGGUGCGUCGUGGUGCUCGUCUCCGGGAGGCCGCUGGUGGUUGAGCCGUUCAUCCAUAUCAUCGACGCGCUGGUGGCGGCGUGGCUGCCGGGGACGGAGGGGCAGGGCGUCAGCGACGUGCUGUUCGGCGACUACGGGUUCACGGGGAAGCUGUCGAGGACGUGGUUCCGCUCGGUGGAUCAGCUGCCAAUGAACGUCGGUGACGCGCACUACGAUCCAUUGUUCCCGUUUGGCUUCGGCCUCCAGACACAGCCGUCCACAUAUUAG
This is a messenger RNA of Miscanthus lutarioriparius, 1938 nucleotides long. The record is from the annotation of a GenBank genome assembly. NCBI's taxonomy places the organism in Eukaryota, Viridiplantae, Streptophyta, Magnoliopsida, Poales, Poaceae.